GCGCCCCGGGAGACCGAAAAAGCUUCACGGGACAAAAAUAGAAGAACAAAAUGGAAAAUAUGCUAUUUUGGUUGAUAUUUUUCACCCCUGGGUGGACCUUCAUUGUUGGAUCUACGGUGGAACAGGAUUUUAUGUGGCACUUGAGAAAAAUACCCCGGAUUGUCAGUGAAAGGACUUUCCAUCUCACCAGCCCCACAUUUGAGGCAGACGCUAAGAUGUUAGUAAACAGAGUAUGUGGCAUUGAGUGCCAGAAAGAACUCCCGGCUCCCAGCCUCCCGGAACUGGAGGAUUCUCUUUCCUAUGAGACUGUCUUUGAGAACGGCACCCGAACCUUAACCAGGGUGAAAGUUCAAGACUUGGUCCUUGAGCCGGCUCAAAAUACCACUACAAAAGGAGCACCAGUUAGGAGAAAGAGACAGGUGUAUGGUACGGACAGCAGAUUCAGCAUCUUGGACAAAAGGUUCCUAACCAACUUCCCUUUCAGUACAGCCGUGAAGCUCUCCACGGGCUGCAGCGGCAUUCUCAUUUCCCCUAAACACGUUCUCACAGCUGCCCACUGUGUCCAUGACGGGAAGGACUACAUCAAAGGGAGCAAAAAGCUAAGGGUAGGAUUGUUGAAGAUGAGAAAUAAAGGCGGUGGCAAGAAACGUAGAGGUUCUAAGAGGAGCAGGAGAGAAGCUAAUGGUGGUGGCCUAAGAGAGGGUACAAAAGAGAAUCCAUGGGAGAGGUCCGGCCGGGGUCGGAGGGUCGCUGACGGGAGGCCCUCCUUCCGGUGGACCCGGGUCAAGAGCACCCACAUUCCGAAAGGCUGGGCACGGGGAGGGAGUGCAGACGCGGUCCUGGACUAUGACUAUGCCCUUCUGGAGCUGAAGCGUGCCCACAACAAGAGAUACAUGGAGCUGGGAAUCAGUCCAGCCAUCAAGAAGAUGCCCGGCGGGAUGAUCCACUUCUCGGGAUUUGAUAACGACAGGGCCGAUCAGCUGGUCUACCGGUUUUGCAGCGUGUCCGAUGAAUCCAGUGAUCUCCUGUAUCAAUACUGCGAUGCUGAGUCGGGCUCCACGGGUUCCGGAGUCUAUCUGCGUCUGAAAGAGCCAGACAAAAAGAACUGGAAGCGCAAAAUCAUUGCGGUCUACUCAGGCCACCAGUGGGUGGAUGUUCACGGUGUUGAGAAAGACUACAACGUCGCCGUGCGCAUCACUCCGCUCAAGUACGCCCAGAUCUGCCUCUGGGUUCACGGAAAUGACGCCAGCUGUGCUUACGGCUAGCAGGAACCUGGGACAAGGUCGUGUGCGCCCAAGUCGCAGAGAAAACCAGUGCUGAUUAUUGUAGCGAGAUCACUUAAUAGGUUAUGCCUGGACUUGAACCUUAUCAAGAGAAUUUCAACAUUUUUACCAAUUUGCUUUUGCAAAAUUAGGAGGUUUUUGUACGUUUAAAAAACGUUUAGGUACAGAUAUUGAAACUAGAUGGGCACUUCAGUGCCAAGUAUAUACUCUUCUUUACAGGGUGAUAAGUUUCAUUUGUGGGAAAAGUUUCUUUUACUUCUGCCUUCUUAAAAAUUAGAUACUUUAAAACUUUAAACUGAUGGGCCAUAAUAAUCAUAUACAUUGUAUAUUGACAAAAUAAAAAUUUAACGAAAAAAAAAACUUUAAACUGGUACUACAAAUCAUAUGUAUGAUUGCUCAAUGGACUUAUUCUCAGGAUCCUACUCUAAGAAGAAUCUAAUAGGAUGCCAGUUGUGUAUUAAAUGUGAAACUGCAUAUGCAAAGAUAGACAAUAACGUAAUUAGAGUCAGGAUAGAGACAAAAUUUGAACCAGUUUGUACUACUCUGAGAUGUAUCCAUUAAGCUCAUUUCCUCAGUGUUUUUACUGUAUUUUCUGUUGGGUCUGAGAAAUUUAGCUUUUAUAAAUAAAACUAUUAACUAUUUUACUACUUUCCAAAUAUCAAUUGCAGUGUAUAUUAUUUAAAAAUGGGAGAAAUACUUUGUUCUGUGAAAUAAAUCUAGUUUAGCAAUAGGGAAGCCAACACAUUUUAAGAUAUCAAGUUUUUAUUUAACUAAUACUCAAAAUACAGGCUUUUUAUGAAUGCAUGGGGAAGAUAGUUCACAAAUUUUGAAUGAUCAUGCAUUGAAAGCCACAUCUUUUUAUGUUAUUCGUUCUACUAUGUAUGAGGUGCUAUAUUUUUAGAACAAAGAAUUUUGUAAUCUUUUUCAGAGGAGAGUCUUUUCCCACUUGACAAAGUUCAGCUUUCUUUAAUAGGGCCAUAGCCAUAUUAUUUUGGUGAAUUCUCUGAUUAGUAAUUUUGAUGUGUCCUUUCCUAACAAUGAGUAUAAUUUACAAAUAUGAUUUUUAAAAGAAGGUUCUGGUUAUUUUCAUUGGGGACCAAGGGUACACACUUUCUCAUGUGGGCUAAGCAGACAGGAUCCAGUGGCUGCCCUGGAGCAGAAUACAGAGUAGGCACUCAAUAUAUAUUUCUUGAACAGAUAUUUGCUGAAUGUCUGGAAGAGGGGGUUAGUUCAGGGCAUUAUGUUUAAAGAGUUUUAGGGAUCUGUAAUCAAGUGCACCCUAAACUUCAGGAAUUGCAGGUCUGAUUUCUGGUCUGCUCUUCCUGGCAGUUUCUUUUCUCAUGACACACCCAAGUCACUGAUUUCUGCCAGGGUUCAAAUUUAUUUUACUUAUUGUCAUUUUUCAAUAAUGGGUAGUUAUAGUCUUAAUUAUUAUGCAAAGUAAUAUUUGAUUAGAUUAUGAUAAGUGAUUUUGUAAAUGGUGUCCAAAAUAGCUGAAAAUCAAUACAAGUGCACAUUCUUUUAUAAUGUGAAUCUGUUAAAAAUCAUUCAAUAAAAAUUUAAAAAAUAAAUUAGUUAUAACUCUUA
Messenger RNA from Galeopterus variegatus (Sunda flying lemur), 2870 nucleotides. RefSeq names its product protease, serine, 35 (gene PRSS35). Bases 51 to 1265 code for a protein of 404 amino acids. Gene Ontology annotation, biological process: proteolysis. The record is from RefSeq and is a predicted model, not a curated record. The transcript is spliced from 4 exons. Lineage: Eukaryota; Metazoa; Chordata; Mammalia; Dermoptera; Cynocephalidae. Gene Ontology annotation, molecular function: serine-type endopeptidase activity.